This is a messenger RNA of Cucumis melo (muskmelon), 2219 nucleotides long. RefSeq names its product scarecrow-like protein 3. Gene Ontology annotation, molecular function: sequence-specific DNA binding; DNA-binding transcription factor activity. Gene Ontology annotation, biological process: regulation of DNA-templated transcription. The transcript is spliced from 3 exons. Gene Ontology annotation, cellular component: nucleus. NCBI's taxonomy places the organism in Eukaryota, Viridiplantae, Streptophyta, Magnoliopsida, Cucurbitales, Cucurbitaceae. The record is from RefSeq and is a predicted model, not a curated record. Bases 456 to 1877 code for a protein of 473 amino acids.
UUUGAGAGAGAUUAAAAAAAAAAAUUGAAAGUUCUUUGCUUUUCUUUCUUGGUCUCUGUAGUUUUGAAGUUGAAAUUCCUUAUUCUUCUGAUCCUACCAAAGAAGGACAAAUCAAUGGCGACAAAAACAUACCCUUGUAUUGUCUGUCUCUAACGCAGCCAUGGAAAAGUCGUUCCAGACAAACCCUUUGAUUCCAGGGUGCUCUGUUUCUUCAUCAAAACCACCCCUCUACUCUUUUCUUUCAACCUUACUACACUCUCCCUUCUUCCAUCAAAAUCAUUUUCUCUUUCGUUUUUUCUUCUUUUUUCCUUUCUGGGUUUGACGUAAAUUCGGCUUUUCUCUACCAUCUAUCCCCACCACUUCGUUUUCUUCAUCUUCUGGAUGGAUUGGAGUGAAGGAUUUAUGUUGCUUUCUGCUGCUUUCUUCUCUGAAUCUGUCAAGUCUUUUGCUGGGUGAUGAGUACUUUAAUGGCAGGAAUGUUUAAUGGGGAGGGUUCAUCGUCGGUAACUUCGUCGCCUUUGCAGUUCUUUCCGUGGUCGUUAUCACCCGGUAUAGGAUCGCCAUACCCUUUUCUAAGAGAGCUCAAAUCUGAAGAGAGGGGUUUGUGUUUGAUUCACCUACUUCUUGGCUGUGCCAACCAAGUUGCUAUUGGUAACAUUGAAAAUGCUAAUGUUGGCCUCGAGCAAAUUUCCCACCUUGCUUCGCCAGACGGGGACACAAUGCAGCGGAUUGCUGCUUACUUCACCGAGGCACUCGCCGAUCGAAUACUUAAAUCCUGGCCUGGCUUACACAAAGCCUUGAACUCUACCAAAAUUCUGUCAGUCCCUGAAGAGAUUCUUGCCCAAAGAUUGUUCUUUGAAUUGUGUCCUUUCUUGAAGCUUGCAUAUGUGAUGACUAAUCAGGCUAUUAUAGAAGCCAUGGAGGGAGAAAGGAUGAUUCAUAUUAUUGAUUUCAAAUCUUGUGAACCUGCUCAGUGGAUAAACCUUCUUCAAACAUUGAAAGAUAGGCCAGAUGGUCCACCCCACUUGAGAAUAACUGGAAUUCAUGAACAAAAGGAAGUGUUGGAACAAAUGGCUCUUCGGCUCACCGAAGAGGCAGAAAAAUGGGAUAUACCAUUUCAAUUCACCCCAGUUGUUAGCAAAUUAGAAAACCUUGACCUUGAAAGUUUAAGGGUUAAGACAGGUGAAGCACUUGCAGUUAGCUCUGUUCUUGAGCUUCAUUCUGUUUUGGCUACAGAUGACGAUAAGAAAACGUCGCCAUCUGCAUCAAAGAAUUUACAAAAACUCCUACGUAUGAAGCAGCGAACACUAGGAGAGUGGCUUGAGACAGAUUCGUUGCAAGUUUUUAGUAGCCCAGAUUCAGCCUCAGUAUGCUCCCCAUCAGGAUUGAAUCCUUCGCAAAAGAUGACCAGUUUUUUGACUGCAUUAUGGGGCCUUUCUCCAAAAGUUAUGGUAAUAACUGAGCAAGAAUCAAACCUGAAUGGAUCUGCUUUCAUGGAAAGAGUACUAGAAGCAUUGAACUUCUAUGCUGCAUUGUUUGAUUGUUUAGAGUCAACCGUGUCACGAUCAUCGAUCGAACGACAAAGGGUCGAGAAAAUGCUUUUAGGAGAGGAAAUAAAAAACAUCAUUGCUUGUGAGGGGGCAGAAAGGACGGAGAGGCACGAAAAGCUUGAGAAAUGGAUACUGAGGCUCGAAUCCGUGGGGUUCGGAAAGGUUCCAUUGAGUUACCAUAGUAUGUUAUUGGGAAGUAGAUUGUUGCAAAGCUAUGGAUAUGAUGGGUAUAAAAUCAAAGAAGAGAAUGGAUUUUUGUUCAUCUGCUGGCAAGAUAGGCCUCUUUUUUCAGUUUCAGCUUGGGGGUUUCAAAGGCAAAGCUCAUGAUAACGAAUGAUACAAUUUCACUGCAAAGGAGGAUUUGAAUGCCUUUUAACUUUCUUCUUCUUCUUCUUUAUGUAAUCAAUUUUUGUUGGCAUAAAUGGUGCUCAAGACCUCACUUCCUCGGCAAAUGCAUACUGUAACAAGCUUCCCAUGUUUUUUUGUUUUUUGUUUUUUGUUUUCCAGUUUCUAAGCUUAUCAUUGUUGUAUAUACAGUAGUAAUAGUCUUGAGGUUCAGGUUUUUGUUAUCUAAAUAUUUCUUUCCAUAAAGAGAAGAUGUUUGAGGCCAUCAAAUUCAAUUUGUAUCUGCAAUAAUAAUAAUAAAAAAAAAAAACUUGUUUUCUUUGA